Messenger RNA from Ochlerotatus camptorhynchus, 1167 nucleotides. RefSeq names its product paired mesoderm homeobox protein 2B-like. The record is from RefSeq and is a predicted model, not a curated record. Gene Ontology annotation, molecular function: RNA polymerase II transcription regulatory region sequence-specific DNA binding; DNA-binding transcription factor activity, RNA polymerase II-specific. The transcript has 4 exons. Bases 1 to 1167 code for a protein of 388 amino acids. Lineage: Eukaryota; Metazoa; Arthropoda; Insecta; Diptera; Culicidae. Gene Ontology annotation, biological process: regulation of transcription by RNA polymerase II.
AUGGACUAUUCCUACCUGAACCAGGCGGCGGCCGGAUUCGAUUCCAGCUGCCUCCAGGGUGGUAUGGACCCGACGGGGCUCGGCAAUAUGCCCUGCACCUACGGGGAUCUGACGUCGUGUAGUCAGAUGUCGCAGGCCGCCUAUCGGUACACGGCAGCGGCGGCAUCGAUGGCCCGUUCGUACAACCCAGUCGGAACGGGAGUUGGACCCGGGAAUGUGGGAAUGAGCGCGCUGCACCAUGCUGCGGCGGCGGCGGCCGGACCCGGCAGCCAGUGCUCGGUGAUGGGUGGCAGGACGCAUCAGGAUGUGCACCGAGCUUCCAUGUUUCAGACGUCGAUGAAUUUGCAGUCUGGUCUCCCCUACAAGGUCUACUCCGGCCACGAUUCGGUACUGGCGGAGAAACGAAAACAACGCCGGAUACGAACCACCUUCACAUCGGCCCAGCUCAAGGAACUGGAACGAGCCUUCCAGGAGACGCACUAUCCGGACAUCUACACCCGCGAGGAAAUUGCCAUGAAGAUUGACCUCACCGAGGCGAGGGUACAGGUUUGGUUCCAGAACCGGCGGGCCAAAUUCCGGAAGCAGGAACGGAUCGCUCAGCAGAAAGUCUCCAGCAAUAACAACAAUAGCAACACGAGCAACAACAACAAUCCGGACUCGUCGUCGGUGAAGUCGGAGCAGAAAACGUCCGGCGGAAGUACGACCCCCAAGGACAUCAAACCGGGCUCACCGCUGUCGACGGUUUCCACCACACCCAACUCGAGUGCUUCCUCCCACCAAUCGAACGGAGAUAUCAAACCUAUUAAUGGAAAACUCACCGAUUCGGAUCUGAACGGACUGGGACCGCACCACGGUAGUGUCGGUGGGGGAGUCAUCGGAUCGCACCACCACCACCACAGCAGCAGCAGCACCAGCAGCAACAACAAUAACAAUAACAACAACAAAUGGAGCUCGUCCUGCAAUCCGCUGUUGCAAAGCCAGAAAGCAUCCUCAGCGGUCAACCAUUUGGGCAUGAAUCACAAUCUGCAGAAUCAUCACCAUCAUGCGGUGGCGGCGCUGUCGUCUCCGUUUUCGUCGCUGCUGGGAGCGGGCGGUGGAGCCGCCGGGUACCUUCUGGAUCCGCUCGGAGGGCUCAACAAAACCACCGCCGCCAAUCAUCUGUUCUAA